GAACAGUUGUGCACAUGGUGUGCAUGUGCUUGGAACUUUUAGGCAUGAAGUUGUUGAUUAUCUUCUCUUGCUGCCUUACAUUUUACAGAUCUUCAGCAUGUGCCACCAAAAUACAUCCUACGAUAGAGUUGGCAAAGUCAGCUGGAUUCCCAGUAGAAGAGCAUCGCACUGUUACAGAGGAUGGAUACUUGAUAGUCCUCCAUCGUAUACCUCCACUAGCCUCCAUACGGGAACAGAGAGUUGUCAUCUAUAUCCAUGGUCUCUUUGCAAGCUCCCUUGACAUGGUCAUCAGAGGCCGAAAAAUGGGAUUCGGCUAUCAGCUGUCUGAGGCAGGAUUUGACGUUUGGCUGCCUAAUCUGCGAGGCAGUACUGAUAACCCAAUCACAGUAAAUGUUACCAAGAACAACCCUUGGGACUUCAGUUGGGAUGAAAAUGCACGGUAUGACUUCCCAGCUAUCAUGGAUUAUGUGCUAGCCACCACAGGGACCCGUAAAGUGUCUACAAUAGGAAUGUCUAUGGCAGCCAAUGUUGUGCUGGGAGGAGUGGCCCUGCGGCCCCAAUAUAACCAAAGACUAGGUUGUAUGGUGUUCUUCGCUCCGACUGCUCGUAUGAAGUACACAACAAGUUUUGUCAGAUUUGCAGCUCCUCACUGGCAAUGGUUUCAGAAAAUAGCAGAGAUUUAUAGAAUCUACAAAAUACCAAACAUGAACAAUGAAUUAUUCCAUCGUCUGAUGUCUUGGUUGUGUUCUCUUCGCAAUGUUGGGUUGUUUUUCUGUACUUCCAUCAUCUUCUCAGCUGAAAGUAACAUCUUUCAAAUUGAAAAGGAGCUUGUACCAACUUUAUUCAAAUAUUAUCCACAUCCAGGGUCAACAAAGACUGUCAUCCAUUAUUUCCAGAUGGCAAAUUCAGGAAGAUUCUGUGCUUUCGAUUACGGCCCAGAGCAGAACGUGGUAAAGUAUAACCAAACAGUUCCUAUGGGCUAUGAUCUUUCCAAAGUAACCGCUCCUGCAGCAAUAUUCUACAGCAAGUGGGAUUCAAUGGUCAAUUAUCAGGAUGCAGAGUGGUUGGCUAGUCAACUUAACACCAUACUUGCCUAUUCUGUGCCAAAGCCCAACUUUGCCCACCUCAGCUUCCAGUACGACCCUAACCUUAAGAAUUUAGUACACAACAGAGUAGUCAAUUUGUUACUGUCCUUGUGACAUUUAUUUGUUUAUUUAAUACAAAUAUAUUUACUAUCACAACAAAAAUGUAA
Molecule: messenger RNA, 1252 nt
Organism: Homalodisca vitripennis (glassy-winged sharpshooter)
Lineage: Eukaryota; Metazoa; Arthropoda; Insecta; Hemiptera; Cicadellidae
Product: lipase 1-like
Exons: 8
Coding region: 15-1199 (394 amino acids)
Biological process (GO): lipid metabolic process
Molecular function (GO): hydrolase activity, acting on ester bonds
Source: RefSeq, a predicted model, not a curated record